Molecule: messenger RNA, 2256 nt
Organism: Prorocentrum cordatum
Lineage: Eukaryota; Dinophyceae; Prorocentrales; Prorocentraceae
Source: the annotation of a GenBank genome assembly
UCAGACCAGAUCCAGGACGCGCAGGGCAAGCUGAGGACGGCAGCAGACAGUGCACUCGAGCCCCUCAGCAAGGACAUCGCCGGCUCCAUCAUCCAGCACCUAAAGCGCAACGCGGGCCAGGGAGCUGACUGGUGGAGGGCGCCAGAACUAAAGGCAAUGGGCGCCCAGGGGCUCAAGGAGUUCGUGCAGUGCCUCCACAACUGCGAGGAGCGCGCGGCGUGGCCAUGGCAGUUCUACUUGCUGUUGGAGCUGCUGCUGGGCAAAAAGCCAGGCAUAGGAGGCGAGCGACCCAUCGGCCUCAUGCCCAUGCCCUACCGUAUCUGGAGUGCGGCCAGACGGCCCAUCAUCGCCACCUGGGGCAAGGAGGCGGCAGGUUUCUGGGACACGGCAAGUGGCGAUGCACAGGCUGAUGAGGGCAGAGGCGGCAGUGCAAAUGUGCUUCCACGCAGCAGGCAUUUCUACGAUGUGGCCAACUUCUAUGAUCACAUUGGCCUCGACCAGCUGAUCGAGAAGGCCAGCGACCCCAACUUCCCCUUGCUGCCCCUGGCCAUGGCAGUGCAGAUGCACCUGGCGCCGAGGGCCAUCAUGGCCCACAGCCUUUUCUCCGACAUCUUCGAGCCCGCCAGCAGCAUGGUAGCAGGUUGUGGCCAGGCCGUGGACCUCACGAGGCCGCCCCUCUACGGUAGCAUGGAUGCAGCGCACAUGCACCACAUCUACAUCGAAGGAGCAAGAAAGCAGGUCAUAGAUCAGGUGAAAUACGUGGCUGCAUUGGCGCACCAGGGUUUCGCGAAGCUCUCCAUCCCGAUAUCCAUCAAGACGGCAGUCGAGGCCUCCGACAAGGACCUCCAGCAGGAGAUUGCCAGCAUCCUGGAUGGCCUGGGCACCCCGAAUAAGCAGCCAGGGGUUGUCCGAGACUUGGGCGUGGACACGGGGCUGGGCAAGCAGCUGAAGCGGCCUACCCAUGCAGCCAGGCAGGCGAAAGCAAAGCAGCGCGUCGCAAAGCACAAGGACAUCGCCAAGACGGACGCCAGAGGUGCAGCCAAGGUAUACGCAGCAGGGGCCCAUUGCCAACAAGUCUGGGACCUGCCAGCGCACGGCACCACCCCCACGGAGGCGACCAAGGUCAGGGCCACAGAGGCAGCGCUGCUCACAGGAGGGCACAAAGCAGGCCGAUGCACAUCCACCAUCCUCCUGAUCCAGAGGGGCGCGCAGGAGGCGGUUACCAGGGCCAUCGUGGACCAAGUCAAGCAGCUCUGGCUCACCAUCGUUGACCACCCGACGGGGCUCAAGCGAUACCAGAGAGGUUGGCGCAUGCUGUGCGACAAGCUGCAGGCCCUGGGGCCCCACAGGAGGUGGAACCAGGUAAAGGGCCCCAUGACAGGCGUCAUCGUGCAGCUGUUGGGGCUGGGCUGGAACCCAAGGCGGCUGGACAGCUGGACCAGCCCAGCAGGAGAUGGGUGGGCGUACCGACCAGAAGACAUCCCACACAUCGGAGCGCUUCUCCAGAAGGUCCAGCUGAGUGCUCAGCAACAGCUCUGGCAGCAAGCGGCGGAGCAUCGGCACGGUGCAGGACUGCAGGAGGGGGGCGACCUCUACCAGCUGCAUGGGCACCUGAGGAGGAGGCGACGCAAAGGGCAACACGCCGAGGCGGCCAUGCUGGAGACCAUCGCAGUGGCAGGUAUUUGGACGAGGGAGCGGCGCAGAGCAGCGAACCUCAACCAGGCAGGGGAAGGCAUCUGCGCUAGGUGCGGAGAGGCGACCGAGACGGAAACGCACCGUUACUACACCUGCCCCGCAGACGAGGAUAUUGACCACAGCAACAACACCGACCUAGCCAAGCAGGCCAUCGAUGCGCUCGACCAGCGGCAGGACGAGCACUUCUGGCUCAGAGGGGCCCCACCAGCAGCAUGGGCAGUAAAGGUUGACCCAGGCGAGGACGUCGAGAGGGCGGCCCACAUCUUCUGCACCAGCGCGGGGGCCCAAGCAGCAGCGCAGGCUACGGAGAUGUGGCUGGGCGGUGGCGGCCUUCAGGUGGCAGCUUGGCACGGCACGAUCAGAGCGCCGCACACGGUGCCACGGGCGGAGCUCACGGCCAUGAGCAAGGCCAUCGGCUACACGACGGCGGCUUCAGCACGUGGGCUCAACAUCGCCAGUGAUUGUAAGUGCGCCCUGGAUGCCCUCAAACAGGUUCAAGACCCAGAGGACCUCGACUACCGGAGCACCAAUUUUGACUUCUGGCUCAUGGCCAAGCGGUAG